AUGGUGAUUAUGGUUCAUUAGAUGGUAAAACUACAGGUGAUGUUGAUGUCAUUUACUUGUCCAAAGAUAAAAUUAAAUGUGGUUAUUUAUAUCCAAGUAUAGCAAACCAAGUGAAUGGUUAUUGGAAUGGUAAAAUUAUUGAGGGUAUAUCAGUUUUAGUCAAAGUAUCAAGAAAUGCAUCAGACACAUACUUUCUUCCACCACGUUCAAAUGGUUUCGAUUAUUUAGGAUCAGUACGAGUUCAAUGUUCUUUAAUUCAACAAAAAUCUCGGAAAACACUAUUAACCUAUGAUAGAUGGAUAAAUGUUAUACUUAAAGACAAUCCAGUUGCAUUGAAUGUAUACACUAAAAAGGAUACCUAUUUUUAUACUGGUUCAUCUACAAGAGGUAGUUGUUAUGUUCCUUCACUCGAUGAAUCCCUCACUGAUGAUACAUAUUGGAAAGUAGAUAUAAUCAAUGGGGAUAGCGAUAUAAUUGCUAUUGAUGAUGGUAAUAAUAAUUAUACCGAACCCCUAUUUAGACCACCAUUUGAUAAAACAGUCUAUGAAAAAGCUGGUCAUGUUGAAGUUCAAUGUACACUACUCAAUAAAACAAAUAAUACUCUGGUUUAUUCUGCUAUAAAAAAUAUUUAUAUUAUAG
Molecule: messenger RNA, 639 nt
Organism: Trichobilharzia szidati
Lineage: Eukaryota; Metazoa; Platyhelminthes; Trematoda; Strigeidida; Schistosomatidae
Source: the annotation of a GenBank genome assembly